GGGCCCGAUCUGGGCGGGGCUCCCGGCUGUCACCGCGAUGAGGAGGCGCCGUCGCCGCCGCCGCCGCUGGGCUGCUCCGGGGUGCGCCCCUGAGGGGGUGUGAGGAGAUCCCGGGCCCUCCUGCAGGACUGAGCCCUGGCUUGUGGCAGACAUCAUGCAAUGUGCAGAAAUAAGUGAGUCUGUUCUAUCUAGAGAAGGUUUAUUUAAGCUUCAAGUCAUCACGUCUAAACGAUGCAGGGUGCUAUUAUUGUGACUGCUGUUCUUCCCUGGGCUUUGACUAUGACUCAGGUCUCUAUCUGGCUGCUACAGAAGAAAACUGGUGUGUAAAAGACGGAAGUCCUCUCUCUGCAUAACAAGGUCCGAGCCCUGACUCUUUGAAUCUACCCCAGUUGCCGCCAGACCCCUGGACAAGAGACAGCAUGGUUUGCUAGCUAUCUGACUGAGUGCCUGGCUUUCACGAUGCCUGUGCAGGCGGCUCAGUGGACAGAGUUCCUGUCCUGCCCAAUCUGCUACAACGAAUUCGACGAGAAUGUGCACAAGCCCAUCAGCCUAGGCUGCUCACACACGGUCUGCAAGACCUGCUUGAAUAAGCUUCACCGCAAGGCCUGCCCUUUUGACCAGACAGCCAUCAACACUGACAUUGAUGUGCUUCCUGUAAACUUUGCACUUCUCCAAUUAGUUGGAGCCCAGGCACCUGAUCACCAGACCAUCAAGCUAAGCAACUUAGGAGAGAACAAACACUAUGAAGUGGCAAAGAAAUGUGUUGAAGAUCUGGCACUUUAUUUGAAGCCACUAAGUGGAGGCAAGGGCAUUGCCAGCCUGAACCAGAGCGCACUGAGCCGGCCUAUGCAACGGAAACUGGUGACACUAGUGAACUGUCAGCUGGUGGAAGAGGAAGGCCGGGUCAGGGCCAUGCGGGCAGCCCGCUCCCUCGGGGAGAGAACGGUCACUGAGCUGAUAUUGCAGCACCAGAACCCUCAGCAACUGUCUGCCAAUCUCUGGGCCGCUGUCCGGGCACGAGGGUGCCAGUUCCUCGGUCCAGCUAUGCAGGAAGAAGCCUUGAAGCUGGUGCUGCUGGCCUUGGAAGACGGCUCAGCCCUCUCCAGGAAAGUCUUGGUGCUUUUUGUUGUCCAGAGGCUGGAGCCAAGAUUCCCCCAGGCAUCCAAAACCAGCAUUGGCCACGUGGUACAGCUUCUAUAUCGAGCCUCAUGCUUCAAGGUCACCAAAAGAGAUGAAGAUUCUUCCCUGAUGCAACUGAAAGAGGAAUUUCGCAGCUAUGAGGCAUUGCGUAGGGAACACGAUGCUCAGAUUGUCCACAUUGCCAUGGAAGCCGGCCUUCGGAUAUCACCAGAGCAGUGGUCUUCCCUACUCUAUGGAGACCUGGCCCACAAAUCCCACAUGCAGUCCAUUAUUGACAAGCUUCAGUCCCCAGAAUCCUUUGCAAAAAGUGUGCAGGAGUUGACCAUUGUUCUGCAACGUACAGGUGACCCUGCAAAUUUAAACAGGCUUCGUCCCCAUUUGGAGCUAUUGGCCAACAUAGAUCCUAAUCCAGAUGCAACAUCUCCAACAUGGGAACAACUGGAAAAUGCCAUGGUGGCUGUGAAGACUGUUGUCCAUGGCCUGGUGGACUUCAUUCAGAAUUACAGUAGGAAAGGCCAUGAAACUCCACAGCUGCAACCAAAUAGCAAAUACAAAACAAGCAUGUGCCGUGACCUGCGACAGCAAGGCGGGUGUCCGCGAGGGACCAACUGCACUUUCGCUCACUCUCAGGAAGAGCUGGAGAAGUAUCGGCUGAGGAACAAGAAGAUCAGUGCCACAGUGAGAACCUUCCCCCUGCUAGGCAAAGCCAGUGUCACGAGCGCAGUCUCCACCACGACAGGAAGCAUCAUUUCCAUCAUGGGAAGUGCGGAGAGCUCUGGGAAGAUGGCACAGAGCACUAACGGCAUUGGGAGCCUGGAGAGUGGCAGCCCCCAGCUGAUCCCACGUUGCGCCGACCCCUCGUCCAUGAUGGUGUUGGAGAACGUGAAGAAAGCGGGGAAAGCUGGAGCCAAUGGACAGAACACCCCGGGCUCCUUGGCAGACCCCCUCUCUGAAAAUAAAAUUGGUUCCCUUUCGAAGACUCCUGUCAGUCAGGUGGCAGCUACCUCAGCAGGUCCUCCUCCUCCGCCGCCGCCUCCUCCUCCUGUGGGCACAGAGAUGAACUCCAUCACGCCCCAAGCUGGCCCAUUUGCUGCUCGAAUGCCUGUCUACCCGCCUCACUCCGACAGCCUCCAGUAUUUUCAAGAUCCCAGAACCCACCUCUCCUAUGAACCCCAGCAGUACCCGCAAGCAGGAUACUACCCAGCACCACCGACAGUCCCAGCUGGUGUGGCCCCUUGCCUCCCUCGCUUUGUGAGGCCCAGCAAUGUUCCUGAAUCCGCCCUCCCAUCUGCUUCUGUGCCAUACGGCGACCAUUACAGCGCAUUCCCCCCUCGGGACAGAUUGAGCUCUCCUUACCAGCCGCCACCGCCACCGCAGCCCUAUGGGCCAGUCCCGUCUGGGAUGUAUGCCCCGCUCUACGACAGCCGGCGGAUCUGGCGGCCGCAGAUGUACCCAAGGGAUGACAUAAUCCGGAGCAACUCCUUGCCUCCCAUGGACGUCGUCCACCCCACUGUCUACCAGUCCUUCCUGCGGGAGAGAUACAACUCUUUGGACAGCUACCAUUCCAUGGCCUGUCAGUUGCCGGCUGACCAGAGGACGGUGCCUUCCUUGAGGGAUCCUUGUGGCCACUUGAAACCCACUUACGACGACCCACUGCGGAGGAAGCCGGAGCAGUGGGCCCCAUGCCACAUACCAAAAACGCCUCUCGUGUCCUCCUCCACUCUGCCUGCAGCCGCACAGUCUCCUCCUCCUCCUCCUUCCCCUCUCUUCAACGUGGACUUCAGCCGAGAAUUCUGCGAGAGUGCCAGCAGCCAGCAUAGCUCCAAGUACGAGGACGACCGCCUCUCCCACUACUCUCCCUGGUCCUGUGGCACCAUCAGCUCCUGCAUAAGUGCCAUUGAGUCGGAGCCCAAGGACGUCAUUGCCAAUUCUGGUGCUGUGCUCCUGGAUCUGGACAGUGGGGACAUGAAGAGGCGGGUGCACCUCUUCGACACCCAGAGAAGGGCAAAGGAGGAAGACCCAAUCAUUCCGUUCAGCGAUGGGCCCAUCAUCUCCAAAUGGGGCGCCAUCUCCAGGUCGUCGCGCACGGGUUAUCACACGACAGACCCAAUUCAAGCUACUGCUUCCCAAGGAAGUGCUACAAAGCCAGUCAGCAUGUCAGAUUACACCCCUUACGUCAGCACCAUUGAUUCAAGAUGGAGCUCCUACAAUUCCGAUUCUACUUCAUCAGCGCCUUUCAGAGAACGGGACCAGUUCAUCCUUACAGAUGUGUCUGCCCCAAGAAAGCAUUCUAGCACUGGAGAUCUACUGAGCAUCGAACUGCAGCAGGCCAAAAGUAACUCGUUGCUGCUUCAGAGAGAGGCCAACGCACUUGCCACGCAGCAGAAAUGGAGCUCCUUGGCAGAAGGAAGCCCCCUCUCUUUGACCCUCCUAAGCAAUGAAAUCAAUCUGAGAAACGGCGAGUCUGACUAUCCGGAGGACGGUGCAGACACAAAGCCAGACCGAGACAUUGAACUGGAACUGUCAGCCCUCGAUGCCGAUGAGCUUGGUGGGCAGGGAGAGCAAAUUGAGGAGAUUCUGAGCCUGCAGCUUGGCAUUGGCGACCAGGAUGAUCAUCUGUUCAACGGGUCAGCUCUGGAGAAUGGCCACCCUCUGGAGCAGCCUCCAAAAGAGCCCAGGCAGCAGGCGAGGCCCACCUUAGGUGAAGACCUUGCUAUUCUGGAGAAGCAGAAAGCAGCCCUGCCAAUGACCUGCUUCAGCCAGCCAACGGCAUCCUCUGUGAGCGGGGUGACGUCCCUGCCCAUCACAGCUUCCUCCUCCGGAGUGGGCAGCCUCGUUCUCAAGACAGCCCACAGCCUCACAGCAGCUCACAUCAUGGCAGAAGGGAAAAGUGACUUUUUAAGGCCAGUGGCAAAUGGCAAGAUGGUUAACAGCUGAGAGGUGUUACGUUUUCAAGCUCGUGAUCAUGCUAAGGCAGCAUUUACACUAUAUUAUAUAAUGUAUAUAUUUUUUAAGAAAAUACUAUUGGGGUGAUUUGUUUCCUGUGGACUCUUUGAUACAUCAGGCCCCUCUCAACUUUGCAUUCUGGAAAAAGAAAAGAGAAAACAAACCACUUUGCUAGGCUCAGGUGUUCACGUUCCACAAGUGGUUUGUAAAAAGCUUAAGAGCAGCUUUUUAAUUUGUUUGUGGAAAUUCCAGGGCGCCUUCUGAGCCGUUCUUGUUGAGAGACAGCCUCUCUAGAUAAAUUUGCAAGUUAGUUCAUUGAAGCCAGCAGAUCCUCGGGGUGAAGUGACUCAUGGGAAUAGAACUCACUUGUUUUGCCUUGUUUUGUUUCAUGAGAGAGGAACUUGUAUCUGGUUGCAGUUGCUUGUUUCUUCAGCUGUGGAACUUUGCAUGAAAUAAGCAUGUGAGAGGAGAGAGAAAGAGAAAGAGAGAGGUGGGCUGGGGAUCCUCUUAACAUAAGACUUAAUUCAGGGUUGAUACAUUUUUUUCUUUUUUCUUUCCUUUUUAUCUUUGCACGACUGCAUUAUAUGCAGUAGUGUAGCACUUUGCAUAUUCCUGUCUGGCCCCCCCCCUUCAUUUCCCCUACCCUACCCCUCUUCUGAUUUAGAGCUUGGUAUUUCCACAUAUCAAGCAACUUGCCUGUGUACAAAUAAUAGAGUGCAAAAUCGAAGUGCCUGCAUCCUAGUGCUUACAUCUUCUGUCUCUUUACCUGCUCUUGAGUUGUAAGCAGAAUUGUUACAUCGACAACAACGGACUUGUCCACACUGACCGUACUUUUCCGUCUAUGAGAAGCCCCCUCGUCUAAUACAUGGAAAAGUACGGCACCUUCCUCUGCUCUUUCCAGGCACAAUCUGGGGAUCCCUCCCCCUUUUUUUUCCCUCUGGAGUUUUCUCUGCAAAACCCCCGCUCUUUAAAGAUCAGCAAGUGCAAAGAGCAAUCUGCAGAAAACCCAAAUGGGUGUUUGCUCUAAUUCAUAUUUGAAGAGCAGGUUUUCACAGGGAAAGCUUAGGGCAGAACCCCCACAAAAAGCCACUGAGACGCAGUUCGUUAAAGUGUAGACCUCUGCCUAGAAAGAGCAGGGUAAAACCUAAGUGUGGAUAAGGCCAAGAACGCACUGCACUUGUUCCCUGGGCUCCGAGUUGUGCAGCUCCUUCGGCCAGAUCAGUCCCCAGAGCCUCAGCAAUCAGCCGUUCCCUGCAAAAGAAACAUUUUCUGUCACAUUUGCACUGACUUGACAACACAGUAUUGCUAUUGAUGUACUUUUCAAAUAAGAAGUGAUUAGCAGUUCUUUUUGACAUUCAUUGUGUUGUUUUGAUUAUAGCAUUACUGGGAAGUUUAGUGUUUAGGUUUUAUUGCUGACACUUGACAAGGCCUUGAACACUUAAUGGUAUAGCUUUAGCUCGGCUUGUACAGAACAACGAAUAAAUGUGUCUUUUCAAAAUGUGACUUUAAGGAAACGUAAGUAGGGAGCCAUCACCUGAAAUAAGAACACACACCUCUUGGGCCCUGAGCCGUAUUUUCUUUUACUUUCUUGCUUUAGAAACUCCGGGCACCUAGAAGAAGGUGGUAGAGCAAAAGAAUGCUUGCUGGCAAGAUAAGACCUUCCUCAUUUGUCUUCUAUGGCUUUCUAGUUCUGAUUUUUGCAUUACUUCUCUUCUUCUUCUUUUUUUGCAGUGUUUGAUAAUUAACUUCUGUGAAGUUGUUUACUUGGAGAAUUGUACUGGGAUAUUUUAGCCAAGUGACAUUUUCACAGGUAUACUGUACUCAAGGGCUCGUCCCACUAGCAAAUGGCUUGUAAAAGAGACGAUCAUGUUACUACUGGCAAAACAGAGCCGGUGACUAUUUGGGAUGCCACCCCGUGUGCAGGAUCAGGCCGCUUCUUUUCACUUCCUUUUUUAAGAAACUUCAUCGUGCACACUUCUGGAUUAGGGGUGGGGCAAAAACAGGCAUUUCUCUGAGGGUUACUGUACUGACUUGCAUCCUUUUUUAUUUUAUAUCUGCUGACUUGAAAGUUCAUGAAAAAAAUUAUGUUGUAAAUAUUAUUAUCUUGAAAAAAAAAAUCCAAGCAUUAGUUUAUAUAUAUUUAUAUAAUAUAUAUAAUUCCAGUGAUGUUGUGAAAGACCCCGGCCACUUAUUUAAUACUAAGGCACAAAGAGCUAUUUAUAAUAGGACAGCCAAAUCCCUUCUCUUAAUUUCAUGGGACAAUUCCUCAGGCUCCUCCUCCUGUUGCCACCUCACUCCUGCAACAAGGGAAACAGGGCAGCUGGGGAUUUGAGACUAAAGUACCCAUUUUCUUUAAACUUGUGACUGUUAAGAUUAACUGAUUUUGGUGUGGAAUGCCAUUUGGGUUGUUAUUGUGUUCUCUGACCCAGCUGGGAAAUCUUGUAUAUAUAAAUAUUACAUUUGAAAUGCUUCCAAAAGUUGUUUUUUUGCGCUAUAUGUAACUUCAGAUAUAUAGAGAUAUAUGCAAAACAGCCUCUCUCUCUCUUUUACAUGGAUAUUUAAACAAUAAGAUCUUCUGUGUUGCAGGUGACGUGUUUUUUAAGGAGGAAGAAAAUGAAUUGCUAUUUUAUUGCAAAAAUAGACGAAUAUUAGAAGUCUGAGAGAUCCUCAUUUUUGCCCUCAGGGAAAUAGCCCCUCUGUGAACCGGAGCUCCCCCAGGCGCCAGUACAAUCCAAGGGUGAAUAUAUAUAGUAAGACCUUGGUUGUGCUGCUGGGGAAGGGGGCGUGGCAUAAAUUGUUUACAGUUCUUCGUUCACUUGUCCAGUGGCAUCGCAUAAUUUUAAAAGCCACCAUAUUUCUGCUGUCCUUUUACCACCUGGACUGGGAACGAGCUGCCUUUGUGCUUCCUUGGCAGAGGUAGUGAGAACUCCUGCACUACAGUAGUUUAGUCGAAAGGGCCACACACUUGACAGGAAGCCUCUGCUCCAAGGUUGUACUUUAAAUCUUCAACACAGAUAAUUGCAGGCUCAAUGAAACAGCUGGGACUUUCUCGCCAUGGAAAUGGCAUCGUUCUGGCAGGGCGUUGUCCACCUCCAAAGCAGUUUGUACAAACUAGCCUGUCUGGGUGUGGAGCAGUCAACUUAUGGUACAUCCUUUGGAUGCCCUUGGGCUCCCAGCCACCACCAACCAUCCCCAGGCAAGAUGGCCAAGAAUAGUCAUAGGUGAUGGGAGUUGUGUUGCAGCAGCACCUGGUGGUGGGGGGGGGCCCAAAGAAGCUCUGCACCCCUUGUCUUUGGGACAGCCAGAGGGAUGGGUGCUGAGAUGAAUCAGCACCCAUAGCCUGCUUUGCAGCUGUGUCUUUAGAAUAUUAGGCCAACCAGAGGAGAGAGCAGAGGAGGGUGGCUCCUGCCCUCUGCCAGCAGGUGGCAUUUUUGUAGGCAGGUGCAGGGGGGAUUGGGGGCACGCAUACUGGGGGGGGGGUAAUUGUGGUAGCAAGAAAAACUUCAGCUGUGCUUCCUCAUGAUGUGCAUUUCCUCUCCCCCUUUGUUUUGACUCAGUGCUUUGGGUAGCCAAGCUUCAGAUGUGAAACAAAUGCUGAGUGUGAUGGUAGAUGAGACUUUGAGCUGCAUAGAGAAGCCGCUGGCCUGUGCUAAGGGAGAGUGGCAGGUCUGUGAUAGGCCUGGUUUGACCACUGGUCCCUGCCGGAUGCGCUGUUCAAAAUUAAUACCUGGUGACAGUUGGAGUGUAGAACACAGUGCUUGCCUAAAGUGUUUGUGGCACAUGCCAGAACAGAAGUCCUGGUAGUAUCCUUUCUUCCAUUCUUUCUUGAUAAUUUGAAAGCCAGGUCUGUUGUGAAAUAAACUUCAUUUACAAACAAAAACUCCAUGCGGCUUGGCUGUGGGUUUUCUUGUGGUGAGCAGUUUUCAUGUCUAAUUUUGUGAGCGGCUGGCAUUUCUCAGUAUUUGAUUAAGCCUGGCCUGCUUUGCAAAGGGUUCAAUCUAAGUGCUUGCAUCCGCACCCCAAUAUUAUUUGGGGAGGAGGCAAUAGCCAGCCAUUCACUACCUGUGGGAGAUGUUUAUUUUUAAGCCCUUUGUAUUUAGGAGUUCUGUAUUUAGAGACUGAAUUUGCAAAUAACAUGGCAUGACACAGUGUUUUGCUGGAGCGUGUUCUUCCCCUGCCUGAACUCUCAGCCACUUCCUUGGCUCUGAGGAAAGGCAGCAGCAUGGUGCUUUGCUGGCAAAGCGAUAUUACCACGCGUAAGGGUGGAGUGGGGUGGCUGGAGUGGAGUGAGCCAAAACUGUGAGCAUCCCACCAGCCCCAAAACUGAGAGAGCAAAUACCUGUCCACCACACACACAGGCUUUUGUGAAGCUUUUUAAUGGACACUUUAUAUACUUGACAGAGUUUGAAUUAAAAACAAUUCUGGCUGUGUUUCUGAGUGCCAGAAAACAGGGCACUUUUGCACAGGUCCCACCUGCUUACCCAGAGAGAGUCCUCGGUUAUUUAGUCCAAGGCACGGGGAUGCAUGCAUUUUCCUUAUCUGUGCAGACAAAUAGAUUAUACUGUAGUUGUGAUACAACAUGCGUGGCUUUUCUUUGUACUGCACACACACCCUGUACAGCCACUCCAAAGUAUUGUGGUUUAGCUUGCAGUAUCUGCUGUCUGCAUUUAUACUAUAUACUACAUAUUCUUUUCCCUGGAAGUUAAAAGGAAAAGAAAAACACCACUUUUUCUUUUAUUGUUGCGUUGAUUAACAUUUUAUAAACCUGCUUGGCCCAGAAAGUUUGGGAAAAGAGGGCUGUUUGUCAAUUCUACAACCGGUUGUGAAGCUGAAGUGUGAAUAUUUCUACGUCUGUAUUAGACAUUUUCUUUGCAAAUCUAUUGUUCGAUUGAAAUGUAAAUGAAAUAAAAGAUGGUGUACACCCAUCAUGUAUAAUAAAGCAGACACCAUCGCUACGGUGGAUUUAAUGCCUCAUUUUUAAUGAUGCAUACUCAGCUUCUAUUUAAAAAAAAAUAUUUAACUUAAAAAAAUCUGUAAAAUAAAAAAGGGAUCUAUUUGGGGCGGGGGAUGAAUUCUAUUCCAUUUAGUUCCGUUUUCAAUUUCCAAAUUCUGUUGUUUUUCCCUUUUGUGUUAUAGGAAUAGGAUUUACAUGGGAAAGCUUAGACCGUACGGUCUGUAUUUUUGGGGAGGGAAGUUUGAGUGAUGGGUGUGGGCUUUGUGAUUUAGCCUGAAUAGCAGAGUGAAGUCUGUGUGCGUGUCUUUUCUGUUGCACUGAAGUGAAAAGAUAAUUAGCUUUUGGGCUGGACACGGACUUUAGCGAAUCGUGGUUUUUUUCAGUGUUUGAGAGAGAAUUAAUAGAAAAAAAGUUUGCAGUACUUGACAUGUAUUUGCAUGCCGUAAAAUAAAACAUUUUGUCCACCUUAA
Molecule: messenger RNA, 9510 nt
Organism: Podarcis muralis (Common wall lizard)
Lineage: Eukaryota; Metazoa; Chordata; Lepidosauria; Squamata; Lacertidae
Gene: RC3H2
Product: ring finger and CCCH-type domains 2
Biological process (GO): protein polyubiquitination; ubiquitin-dependent protein catabolic process; nuclear-transcribed mRNA catabolic process, deadenylation-dependent decay
Cellular component (GO): cytoplasmic stress granule
Molecular function (GO): double-stranded RNA binding; mRNA binding; RNA stem-loop binding
Source: RefSeq, a predicted model, not a curated record